Galdieria sulphuraria is the source of this 1029-nucleotide messenger RNA. RefSeq lists its product as uncharacterized. The coding region runs from base 41 to 448 and encodes 135 amino acids. The transcript has a single exon. The record is from RefSeq and is a predicted model, not a curated record. Lineage: Eukaryota; Rhodophyta; Bangiophyceae; Galdieriales; Galdieriaceae.
AAUGAAGGUGGAAUAUUGGGAUUUGAGGAAUACUUAGCCAAUGGUAACGACUCGAAACGCCAAACGAGCUUCUUCAAGUGCUUGCUCAAGAAAUGUGGAGAACUUAGACCCAAAAACAAACAAUAGUUCAAAUUUUUGUCCCUAUACAAAGAGAAAUGUUGUGAAAGAGCCUGUGAAACGACGAAAGAGAAUAACAAGAACUCCUUUAAGCGAAAAUGUUUUCAUAGAAGGAGAAAGUGGCAAAAUAGAAGAAAGGCGUUCAAUAGAUGACGAAGAGAAAGGAACAAAGAAAGGCGGAGAGUUUGUUGAGAAGCAUUUGAAGGAUGCCGUACCGUUACUAGAACCUCAGUCUUUGCCUAUUUGGGACCCUGUGGAUAAUUGGUUUGACGAAACAAAAACUUCCAACGUGAAGAAGACUUUUUCUCGAAAACAAAACUUGCUACGAUAGUGAAAGUAGAUUUCUCAAGGACUUGGAAAACUACCACAAAAGAACAGUUUUUCUAAAAUUUUUGUUACUACACGAAGCCCAACAGUAUAAAUACAAUAAAAUUCUUUCAUAAUUGACUCUAUUGCAAGUAGAAAAGUGGAAAACGAAUGCUUUCAACCAAUCCCAAGGAACAGUAUUGACUCUUUUUACCGUGCUAAUAAUAGGUCUGUACAUAUAAAAGCUUUACUACAUCUGUUCCAUAUCCUCUAUCGUUCGCUCUGCGGGAGUCUUGAGACGCUGCCUAUGUCUUUCACAAAGUUGUUUGUAGUUUUCUUGAAACACAUCAGACUUCCACCAAUUUCGAGACUUCAAAGGAGAGCUCCACAUGAAACGCACCAAUUCACUUUGCUCGUAGCGUCUAUAGAUUCUAUCUUUGGCUUCUUGAUCCGCCUCUUCUUCUGUGGGAGCUCGUAUUUUUUCUAUUAGCUUGCUUAUCAAGUCGAAUAAAACCAUUCUGGGGCUUUCCUUUUGAAGGGCAAAACAAACGAUAAUCGAUUUUGAUGAAUUUGAAGCACCCUCAAAAUAAAAGGUUGAGGAUAUGU